Coffea arabica (coffee) is the source of this 1866-nucleotide messenger RNA. Its product is annotated as F-box/FBD/LRR-repeat protein At4g26340-like. NCBI's taxonomy places the organism in Eukaryota, Viridiplantae, Streptophyta, Magnoliopsida, Gentianales, Rubiaceae. Gene Ontology annotation, molecular function: protein binding. The record is from RefSeq and is a predicted model, not a curated record.
ACAAUAAAAACAUAACAACUUUUCGAAUGCCACUACUUGGUUAUCACCCGAAAAAAAGAAAAGAAAAUAAAGUUUAGUCGUUUGAUUUCAGUCCUUAUUGGAGUCUUUCACUACCCCUGCUUGUUCUUUUGCAUUUGUAAGCUCUUGCGUUCAAAGCCUGCUGCAGACUGUAUUGUAGUGUGUAGACUUGCCUCUGCUCCUCAAGCCCAUUUUGCUCCCUUUGAUUUGAGUGUUAAGGAACAGAGCAGUUUGUUUACUGGAAAUGGAAAGCUCAGAUGGAUCGAGAUUUGCAGCGAGAACCAGGUUAGCUGAUGAAAAUGCAAGCCAAAAACGGACAAAAUGCUCUGAAGGAGUUGUAAACUUAGUUGAUAGGAUUAGUAGUCUGCCGGACUCAGUUCUUUGUUGGAUUCUGUCUUUUCUUCCAACGACUGAAGCUGUGGCGACUAGCAUCUUAUCAGCAAGAUGGAAAAUUCUUUGGACUGGAGUCACUAGUCUUCAUUUUGAGGAUACUGAAAGGCUUUUUAAUGAGCCUUACAAAGAAUCGAAGAAUGAUGAAAGAUUUGUGAAAUUUGUUAACAAGGUCUUGCUUCUCAAUAAUGUGCAAUCCUUAGGCAAGUUUUACCUCUGCUGGUCCCGUGACUAUGAUGCCUUUUAUAUAAAUACAUGGAUUGCCACUGCAAUUGCUCGAAAUGUUAGAAUCCUUGACAUUAUAGCUGAGUCCGACACAGUUGAAUUGCCUAAUAGCAUUUUUACGUGUAAAACUCUAGAGUUCCUUCAACUGUCUGGUGACCUGUUGAUUAAGUCUCCAAGAUUUGUGUGUCUUCCUAGACUUGUCACCUUCAAUCUUAUUAGAGUUGAUGAUAGAUCCCACGAAUCUAUAGGCCAGAUUUUAUCCGGAUGUGCAGUUCUGGAGUUCAUGUAUAUCGAACAAAAUAUCAAUCUAGCUGGACCUGGACCUCAAAACCCUCAAAGAAUGGCUAUUAAAAUUUCUUCCCCUACUUUGAAAACACUCAGACUGGAUUUUUAUGCGGAUUGCUGUCUGGAUGAAGAUUGGUUCCGUAAGCUAGAGAUAAAUGCCCCUGCACUUGAGUAUCUGUACUUGAAAGAUAGAACAACUGAGUCUUUCAGCAUUGAGGGCCUAAAAGCUUUGUGUGAAGCAGAAAUUGACGUUUAUAUGUGUGAUCCUCCUGAAAGUGAUUACUGUAAUUCAGUUGUCAAACUGUUCCUGGCGUUGCAACAUGUCAAGCUUCUGACUUUAUCAAGAGACACAAUGCGGGUUCUUGGCAGAGCCACUGCUCACUUCUCGACAAAGUUUGACAGAUUGACCACGUUGGUGGUGGAAGCCCACUGGUGUAAACGGAGUUGUUUGCCGGCUUUGCUUGAAAGUUCAGUCAAUUUACAAGUUCUUGAGGUUUUAACGGCUGGCUGGAUGAAUCCUGAUGGAGUUCCUAGAUGCUUGCUGACGAGUCUUAAAGAAAUUGUUGUUCAAGAACUUGAAGACAGGAAAGGCGAGCUUGCAAUGAUCAGCUAUUUUCUUAAGCAUGGUAGAGCGUUGGAAGUAGUAGAUCUAUAUUCUGAAGUACAUCUUGAUAUCCAGAAAAAAUUUCAGCUACUUCAGAAGAUAUCCGUGUUCCCAAGGAAGUCAGAUACAUGCGAGGUUGUGUUUCACUGAGAUGGCUUCAAAGAACUUGUCCAUUUUGACUCUUUGGAAAAGUGAUUGGCUUGCAGAUAACCGUGACAGCUUGGUCAUAUUAUAGAAGAUUUAUGUGUUUGGGUUUUAUAGCCUUACCAAUGCUCUUAGGGCAAUGUUAACGCUCAAAACAUAUUUAUUCUUUUUACGGUGCAAGCACUUUAAUUUAUCGCCCC